AUGUACCGUUUAAACUUUUCACCACUUCUAGAUUAUGAAACUUUGAAUAAAGUGAACAUAACUCUCAACAAAGGACUUUCAAUAGUAGAAUUAAAGGGUGAUGUAACAAACAGAAAAUCUCAAAUCUUGGAACUGUGGUUAACUUCGAACAAUAUUACACACAUUGAGGACAACAGUUUUUCGGUCUUCCCAAUGCUUCAAAUAUUAAGCUUAAAAAAUAAUAAUUUACAAAACAUAACAAAUGCUACCUUCCAGAUGCUCGUAAAACUGACCAUUUUAGAUUUAUCUCACAACGUAAUACAUUUUAUUGAGUCAGGUGCGUUCAGGCAGUUGGAAAGCUUACGAACUCUUGAUCUGAGUUUCAACAUGGUGAUGGAUUAUACAGUCAAAUAUUUUCCAGUUUACCUAUUCGCCUCACUUACAAAACUCGAACACCUUUCAAUUCAGGGCCACUCAAAACAACUUGAUUUAAAUUAUCCAGAAGCCGCUUUAUCGCAAUUAGUAAACCUCCAAUCCUUAAAAGUGGAUGGACUCAACACUUCUUUCGGUAGUGGAGUAAAAUCUUUAAAGCACUUGCGUCAUGUCAUGAUUGGUUCGAUAUGGCAAUUGUGCUUUUUGAAGACUAUCAAUUCAACAUUUUUUAUAAACCUGCCCCUAUUAAGGUCACUGGAAAUUUCCUACUGUCCUUUAUCAUGCGUUGACCCAAUGGCCUACAAAAAAGUCAACCUUACAAGUUUAUCCCUCAGUUACCUAUUGAAAUACGAUCUCUACACAGCCUUGAAUGAUCUCAGAGGCUUUCAAAACUCCUCUUUGAAAAAUCUUACCUUAAUAAAUCUGUACAAUAGGCUAUGGCCCUGCCGCUAUUUGAACGGAUCCAACGCCAAAUAUUUGAAAAAUAUCGCCCUUGAAAUGCUUGACCUUUCAGACAACCAGCUGGCGUUUCUGAGUGACGAUUUUGCAAACAGCUUGCCCCAAACAUUACGUAUUCUAAUUUUGAGGAAUAAUCGAUUUUCUUUGUAUGACCUUGUUAUCACGCAAGUCAGACAUCUGAUGGAAUUGACUGAAAUUGAUAUCAGCAUCCAAAACCGUGUGGAGCCUAGUCUUCUUAAAGAAGACCCGGAUGAAUCAUCACCCGAUGAAAAUGAAAUAAUUUGUCCUGCAGAAAUUCAAUCUAAUGAUAAGCACUUUAAUAAUAAGGAAACAGAUGUCUAUUUUAACCUUAAAGAUCAAAUAAAAGACAAGGUAACAUUAAACAAAGUUUCAAGUGAAAGAUAUGCUGUUGCUGGUCGUUUCACGGAUGUGUCGAGUAACAACAGAAAGUUACCUCCUAACCUUAGAUCUUUGAAGGCCUCUCAGUACUAUGGUUUAGGCAUAAUGUUAUUGCACACAAAGUGGAAGAAAAAUAAAUUGUCUGAAAUAGAUAUCUCAAACGGUUUUCUUUCCAAAUGGUGCAAUGGGAAUUUACUUGAAGGAAUUACUAAAAUUGACUUGAGUGAAAAUUAUUGCGAACACAUUGGCACAGAUUUCUUUCACAAUAACAAUUCCUUGAUUUAUUUGGUCCUGCAUGACAACGCACUUGGUGCUGAGUUUGCUGAAGAUAACGAUGGCGCUAUUCUUGCCAAAUUGUCUAAUUUAAAGUACUUGGAUAUUUCAUACAACCUGAUUUACAAACUUCCAUCCGAAUUCUUCAAGGGAUUAACUGCUCUCGAAACACUUAAACUUUCUAAAAACCAACUCCAAACUUUAAAUACGACAUUUUCUCACAUGACCAAAUUGCGGUACCUGGAUUUGAGUGGAAACUCUAUCGUCUGGAUCAGUGGAAAAGUACGCACUGACCUUGACCAGAUAGGAGAACAACUUUUGUUUGACCUAACACUAAACCCCUUACCCUGCACGUGCGCGGCCAUUGAAUUCUUAAACUGGAUGGCGACCACCAAAGUUCAACUGCUGAAAAAGGAUUUCCUGCAAUGUCGUUUUGAGAAUGGUGAAAUUGAAUUCAUAGGCGAUUUGGAACAAAGAGUCAGCAGUUUAAAAAGAAUAUGUGCUUCUAAAACUCUCGUUAUAGUUAUCUGUGUAGCUUCAAUGGGCGUCGUUGGAAUUUUUGUUGGUUGUGGAUUGAUCUACAAAAACCGUUGGAAAUUACGAUAUCUGUUAAACACAACAAAGUCUCGAUUGUUUGGUUUUAAACCUAAGGGUGAAAUGAAAUCCAGAUUUAAAUUCGAUGCUUACUUCAUCUACACAGACAAGACGCGUAGGUUUGUGUUAAAGGACUGCAUUCAAGAACUCGAGGAGAAACGUGGCCACAAGCUGUGUGUUGAGGAUCGAGAUUUUAUGCCCGGAUCACCAAUCAUUGCAGAUAUCCUCAGUGGCGUGCGAAACAGUCACAAGACAAUUCCUGUGAUCACCCCAGACUUUUACAGCGAAGGAGACUUUACGGAAUACAGCGUGAAGAUGGCGUUGAUGGAAGAGAACUACGAACGUAGACAGGUUCUCCAUCUGUGUAUCCUUGAGCCGACGGAUCAUGACGACAUGGACAACGAUCUACUGGCGGCAAUGAAGCGUAACUCUUACACGGAGUACCCUCCCUUAGAUCAGGCAAAUGAUGAGUUGAUACAAAGCUUUUGGGACAGAUUGUCUGUAAAAAUU
This is a messenger RNA of Lymnaea stagnalis (great pond snail), 2646 nucleotides long. The record is from the annotation of a GenBank genome assembly. Lineage: Eukaryota; Metazoa; Mollusca; Gastropoda; Lymnaeidae.